Plectropomus leopardus (leopard coralgrouper) is the source of this 4344-nucleotide messenger RNA. The record is from RefSeq and is a predicted model, not a curated record. Lineage: Eukaryota; Metazoa; Chordata; Actinopteri; Perciformes; Serranidae.
UAUUAACUCUUUAUUUUUUCUCUUUGUCCAAGGCAUCUUUUCUUUAAAAACUUAGCCACACAACUCUAAAGCAAAAUGAGGGGGUGGUGGGAGAGGUUGCAGGGCAAUCUCAAAUCCACACAUGAUUAAAUAAUAUUUAAUUUUUUUUAAAAUACAAUGUUUGUCGAUUAGUAGGCAUGCACCAAAGGGGGAUGUCCCGAGCAGAUCUGCUGGAUUGGUAUCAAGGCAGAUUGAGACAAUUUUUAAUUUAUAAGUAUUGACAUUAAAGCUUAAACUAUUUCUGAUCCUCUGUUUAUAUUUUAAGCUUUUACACAAAAAACUAUUCCAGCUGUUAAAAUGUCCUGUUGUGCUUGAACUGUUAAAAAAUGAUAUCCACACUGAUGGCACACACCAGUUAGAAAAGUCACUGUAAAUUUGUUGCAUUGCCACAAUUUCAUCAACAGUUCCCAGGUGUUUAUACACCUCCUAAAAAGCUGUUAAAACUUUGGUAUACCAGGAUUUCCCACACAUUAUUUACUUGUGUCAGUCCGCCACAGUCAAAACACCUGCUGCCAUGUAUUGAUAUCGUACUUUUGGAGCCCCAUUACAUAACCAUUCUGUCAUGCGUUGUACCACACUGUCACAGCAUAGAGCAUACUCUUAGCACAGAUGGCGCAGCAGGACACCAGGCGCAGUGAAAGUGAAAUGUAAUCAUAAUUGUGCUGGGUUUAAAAGUUUGUAUUCACUCACAUCUAUAGCGUCUGCUCCUCUUAUCCAUUAGUCAUAUCUGACUGGAUUGACAGAGCAAUCGUCCACCCCUCCACUCAAACUCUACAGACUGCCGCAAAAACGGACAAAUGUCGAGAGGACACAGAAUGACUUUUUUUUUUUUUAAAAAAAAGGACAAACAACAAACCAAAAAAAAAUGAAAAAUUUGCAGUUUCCAAUAAUCAACUACUGCUACACAUUGAUUCUAAUUCCGUGGGAAACACUGGUAUACCGUAUAAUUUGUAACUUUGUUUUGCUGCAACAACAAAUCCACGCUGAGAUUCCUUUGUUCGUUGUUGUGAUGUGCAACAUUGUCAGAAAUAAUUGAACACCCUCCACAUCCACUCUGGUGUUUUCAGUUACUGGCUGAUUAGACAUAAUUUUAGGUUGUCGUGGGGCGGAGCUAUGGAGACAAUUUACUUAGGUCACCAAACUCCAUGUGUAAGUUGCCCCGCAGGUACAUCGAAACAGUGGAAACAGGGUGAAGGUGAUGUCAGUCCACCGCAGGCUUACAGGUCCGCACAGUUCACAGGAACAGUCUAAUCAGCCAGUUAACUGGAGAUACAGAUGUUACCUGCUUGGGUGUACAGUGUGUGGUUUUGUUUAAUGCAGAGAAGAAAGAAAUUUUGCCCUGAUUGGGCUAAGUAUACACUGCGCAACCUAAUUUCAAAGGAAAAUAUAAAUACUGGAUCAGAGUGUAGCACAGAUUGGAGGAAAAUGUUCGGGGCAUCCCUACACCAGCGCAAAGCAUGCUGGAUAGAUUAACUAAUCACCUGUGCAUGCUAGAAUAGAUUUUGAAGGUGUGUGCCAUCAUCAGUUACUUUCAGUAGAUGUUGUGAGCGUUGAUUAGCAUAUAAUUUGGUUAUUAAUCAUGAUAAGCACACAAACUGCCUUUGGCAUUUCCUUGCUUCAUGUGCCAAAGCUUGGUAUUAUUAAUUUACUCUGUGUAUCUGUAUUUCCAAAAUUUCACUAACACACAAGAGAUAAAAACAGAUUUAAGCUUCUGCUUGAUGUUGCAGUAAAAUGCUUUUUUUAUUGACCCUCUCCACACAUGACUCUGAAAGAGUUGAGUGAAUCUCACGUUUAACAGUGGUGUUUCUUUUGUUGUUGUGUUUUACAGUUCUUUUUCCUGGUUCAGCCAGCCCUAUAUACCAGGCCCUGCUGAAAAUGCCACCAACAGUUUUGUCUUCUGCAGCCUUAUCCUGUUUCUCAAGUGUCCUUUCUGUUGUGUGUGUGUGUGUGUGUGCGCGUGUGUCUCUCUCUCUCUCUCUCCCUCUCUCUCUCCCUCUCUCUCUCUCUCUCUCUCUCCCUCCCCUUUUAAAAUGUAAAAUGUCAGAUUAAAAUAGCCUGUUUUCAGAUUGCACCAUGGAUGAUCAUCUCCAUAAGAUUUUCCCUUUGAUUUUACUGUUUGGUUUCUUCAGCUUUGGGCACAUUUUUCAUGAUUUUAUCACAGCUUUUGCUGGCAGUAGCCCUUAAUUGUUUAGUGCAUUUUAUCUUUGACAUUGUUUAGUGUUUAUUGGCUAAAACCAAGCAGCACUGUAGCUUGUUAGCAAUACUUUAUCUGGUUGCCAAGUAAGUUUUUCUUUUGUGGUGGAAUUGUAUAAAGUAACCACCAGCAAAAGCCCAGAAAAGGUAAUAUGUCUGAACCUUUUCUGUUUUUUGUAUUGGUAAUGGUAAGUGAUGUUGAAUUGUACCCAUGUGUCUACACCCAAAUCAUGAACUUUGUUUUCUGUAUCUCAAUGUUUUUGUGUGCUUUAUAGCGAAGCAGCCGGCACGAGUCGCUUGUUCAUAAAACAUCUAAUGAAAGUUGAGAGCACAUCCCAUGGGACAACUGGCUGUGCUUGCUUACGUUUGGUUCAUGACUUAAAAAACAAGUACAGGAGUCAUUCCUGAUGAAUCUAAAGCAAUGUCGCUGCUGGCUCCAGCCAAUGCCGUGGCAGGAAUGAUGCCUGGGGGAGGCCUUCUUCCAACACCAAAUCCUCUGGCAACAAUGGGAGGGACGCCUUUUGGAGGUCUUGGAGCUCCCAACAUGGAACAAAUGGCUGCCAUGGGAAUGCCAGGCCCUAACAUGAACCCCCAGGCUCUUUCUGCAGACUUCCUGAAGCUCAUGCAGUCUAUGGACCCUAAACUGAAUCCAUUAGCGGCCGGGCUGAACUUGAAUCCAGGGCUGAAGAAUGACGCCUCCAACAAGGAGAUUGAAGAGGCCAUGAAGAGAGUCCGAGAGGCCCAGUCUCUUAUCUCUGCUGCCAUUGAACCAGGAAAUAAGAAAGAUGACAAGCGCAAACAUUCCCGCUCCCGUUCACGGUCACGCCGCAGGCGGUCCAGAUCUCGCUCAAGACACAGACGUUCAAAGAGCAGGUCUCGGCGGAGGUCCCAUUCAAGGAGUAGGAGGAGGUCCAAGAGUCCACGGAGGAGGAGGUCCCACUCUCGGGAUAGAGGUCGCCGCAGUAGAUCUAGGGACAGGAGGAAGGAGGAAAAGUCUAAGAAAAGGUCAAAGACACCCCCCAAGAGCUACAGCAGUGCCAGGAGGUCUCGCAGCAUUAGUCGGAGGCACAGGCGAAGCCGCAGUGCAUCUCGGUCCCCCAGGAGGAGGUUGUCCAGGUCUCCAUCGCCCAGACGUCACAAGAAAGAGAAAAAGAAGGACAAGGAGCGUGAGAAGGACCGGGACAGAGACAGGAGGGACGACAGGGACCGGAGCAGAGAUGAAAGAGAACGCUCCACAAGUAAGAAGAAGAAGAGCAAAGAUAAGGAGCGAGAUCGAGAACGCAAAUCCGACAGUGAGAAAGGAGAUGUUAAGGUGACCCGGGAUUAUGACGAAGAGGAGCAAGGUUAUGACAGUGAAAAGGAAGGAGAGGAGGAUGAUGAUGAGAGGAAGAGCGAUUCUGACUCUGCUUCAUCCCCCAAAGGCCAAGAGGAGAUGGAGAGAUCAGAGGGCCAAGUCCCCAAAAAGUCCAAACUGAAUGGUGACGACCACCAUCAGGAAGACAUGGAGAUGAGCGACUAAGAACAUCCUGAACCAGACCAUAUUAUCUUUCCACUAUCCUCUUUUAUAUUUUUAAUAUAGGCCACAACAUGUCUGUGCCUGAUCAUUCGAAGUUAAAAACAUUUGUUGUCUUAACUGUAGAAGCGUUGGGGAAGGAAGGGGUGUAGAGGGAAAGCAGUCAAAUAAUUUUUGUAAAGACAAAAAAAAAACAAGGACUAAAAUAUGAAUAACAUGAGACAUGGUUUUAAAUUGUCAUCGCUGUACUUUUUUAAGAUCCUGUUGAUUUUUCUUUUUGUUGCCUUUGUGUUCAAACUUUGUGCUCCUGGCAGUAGAAUACAAAGCAUUUCCCAACUACAAUGUUGUCCAUGUAAAUAUUUUACGAGUCAGGAUUGAGUCCUUUUUUUCCGACUGUUAGUCACUCGCCACCCAGCACCGACCUCAUGGUUAAUUUUUGGUUGCUGAAUCAUUUUGCUUUAACUGUAAUGCUCCAAGUUUCAGCUAACCUUCCUAUUUACAGCCCUUUGUAAGUGUACACUGUAGAUUGAAAUGUGUUGUUGCAAUGAAGUACAUUAGGUUUUCCAAAGGAAACGAAUAAAAUUGGGUCAAACUGUCAA